AUGAAGUUCUUCCAGACAACCCACAAGUUCGAGCACGACUGGGCUCAAGUCACAGCCGGUAACUGGAUGAAGUACCCCAACGAGCAGUGCCCCCAUGUCGUCGCCGUCGAUGUCCUCAACCGCCAUGUCGACCCCGAGACUGGUGUCCUCCGCACUGAGCGUCUCUUGACCUGUAACCAGAACGCCCCUGCCCUCGUCCUCAAGUUCCUCGGAGGAUCGACAGUAUCCUACGUCCGCGAGACGUCAGAGCUGGACCCCAAGACCAAGCGUCUGACCAUGAAGACCCAGAACCUCUCCAUGUGCAACGUCCUCACCAUCAACGAGACCGUCACCUACACCGUCAACCCCUCCGACGAUUCUACCACCAUGUUCAAACAAGAGGCUGAAAUCGUCGCCGGUCCUUCUCUCUCCCGAUUCUCGUCGUACAUUGAGGACUUUUGUCUGAAGAGGUUCGGAGAUAACGCUGCGGUGGGCAGGAAGGGAUUCGAGACGGUGUUGGAGAAGUUGAAAAUUGCUCGGCAGGAGGCCCAUCAGCAGUUGGAAAAGGCACACUCGCAGAUUGAGAAGGCUACGUCCCAGAUCGAAAAGGCUGCUGCUUCGGCCACUGCCUCUGCCGCCGCCGCUCUCUAA
Messenger RNA from Linnemannia hyalina, 630 nucleotides. The record is from the annotation of a GenBank genome assembly. NCBI's taxonomy places the organism in Eukaryota, Fungi, Mortierellomycota, Mortierellomycetes, Mortierellales, Mortierellaceae.